AUGCCUAUCCAUGAGCCUCAGUACUUCUCGUCCCCGGAAUCAUGUAACUGGCUUGAUGCCUUUUUGAGGGACAGAUCAUUCAUUGAUCCACGGACUUACGAAGUCCAUCAAACUGCUUGGACGCAGUAUCCGGCUCGCUGGAACUCGAGACCUGCCAACUCCAACCUUGAAAGGCUGGAAUAUCGAACGAACACCAAUUUCGUUCAAAAAUGGGUACAGAAUACUGUAGUCAUCACAGAAACAGUGGGAUACGACCCAGUCCCACCCAACGAUGUCAAUGACAUCGAAAGCGAAAAUGAAGACGGCGAGUUGGCGGAAUCAAAACGCAUAUUUCCUAUACAACUUGAGGCGGUUCCUCCAUUUGCAAAACAAAGUCACGGUCACUGGGACAAUAGUCUGUUCGCGACACAUAUGCAGGCUCGUGGAUUUAACCAUCUACCUGACUACAGUUCGCAUGAGACCUCUGAUGGUGAGCCUCGUCCGGCCGGCCAGCCGUUCUCUGAGGCGACGAGCAUUGUGGUGUCGUCUCUCCCAAAAUCCGAGGAAAGUCAUGAGGAGCUUAAUAUUGGGAAGUUGAUCAUGGGCAAGCUUCGACAAGCCGUUGUUUAUGGAAGAGAGGCUUACCGAUCACUCCAUGAUCUAAUGAGGAGCUAA
Penicillium longicatenatum is the source of this 654-nucleotide messenger RNA. RefSeq lists its product as uncharacterized. The transcript has a single exon. Bases 1 to 654 code for a protein of 217 amino acids. NCBI's taxonomy places the organism in Eukaryota, Fungi, Ascomycota, Eurotiomycetes, Eurotiales, Aspergillaceae. The record is from RefSeq and is a predicted model, not a curated record.